Messenger RNA from Diachasma alloeum, 2055 nucleotides. Its product is annotated as A disintegrin and metalloproteinase with thrombospondin motifs gon-1. Lineage: Eukaryota; Metazoa; Arthropoda; Insecta; Hymenoptera; Braconidae. The coding region runs from base 207 to 1835 and encodes 542 amino acids. The record is from RefSeq and is a predicted model, not a curated record. Gene Ontology annotation, biological process: proteolysis. The transcript has 12 exons. Gene Ontology annotation, molecular function: metalloendopeptidase activity.
AGAUAAAUCGUUGUAUAGGGGACAAAUGCUUGAAUUGCGGAAAUCUUGGGAUAAAGAAAGAGUCAGCAUAAUAUUUAUCGUGUAUAGAGAGGGUAAAACCCGAAAAUGAUUUAAAAUGUAUUUAAGAGUAGCACCAGUGAAGUUCAGCUCAGUCAGUGAAGAGUUGUUACAACUGAACUUUGUAGAAAACCUAUACAUUAACGACAAUGAUACCUUUCGAACUUUUCCUAAUAGCAAGUUUUUUUUGCGUCUUACCGAAUGCUAGUGGUUACGUUCACUAUGGAAUAAAUUUGGAUCCUGAUGAUUCAAACUUGUUUUCUCAUGGCGAUUAUGACAGAGCAGAGGAGCAGGUGCAAGUUUUGCAUUCAUUCCGUCAUCCUAGCCCAGGAUCAGUCUCCAGUUCUCGUUCCAGAGCUAAAUCUGAACAUGAUGAUUCUUACUUGAGUCUGAAACUCCAUGCUUUUGGUGAAGAUAUAGCCGUAGAUUUGAAACGCGUAAGGGACGCCUUAGCUAACGCUUCGACGCCUGUUUGGCUUGCUCGCGGGUCAGACAAGGGCAACGUGACAUUCACCAGAGCCGCAAAAAAUACUCUAGGAAAAGCCGUUGAAUUAUAUCAAGAUCGACCUACUGAGUCAUCGGUCAUAGUCAUCGGAUAUGGCGACAGCAAUCUUUAUUUCGUCGGAGUGAUAUCCGGACUUCGUAUUCGAUAUCAACCGAUGACUGGGAAGACUACGCGAAGAAUCCGUCGACGAUCAACAAUCGAUGGUUAUACUGGUUCUAAUGUUCAUAUCGUUUCAAAGAUUUCCAGGCGAAAGAGGGAGGCUCAAAUAGCUGCCGCUUCUACCAUAAAUUCCCAAAUAAAACUAAAUGCUACCUCCUCGAAUACUUCAACUAUUUAUCCGGAAUUAUUCGUGGCAACUGAUUAUAAUAUUCCUUUUGAAUCAACAUCGAGUGAAGACUUCUACAAUCAUUUGAUAUACAUCUUGGCAUUUUUCAAUGGCGUUGAUCUCAUCUUUCAACAACUAUCUGACCCGGACAUUCGUCUGCACAUUGCUGGUAUUGUUGUCGGAGCUAAUCCUUCGGCAGCUCCAUAUUUACACAACAAUAAAAAUGCCUCUGGGGUCAUCAAUGCGACCGCAGCGCUGGCAGAAAUGGGAAAAUUCUAUGGGAACCUAAGUGAUAAGGAUUUUUCCGCUGGAUCCUAUGACAUUAUUGUAACACUGACUAACUCCUACAUUUGCGACGAGAGCGAAGAAGAAAUCUGCACUCCAAUAUUAGCUGGGGUAUCGAGCCUUGAACCCCUAUGCAAAAAUAAGCGUCCCGUUGUCGACGUAGCCGCCAUUCUUCAAGAUAAUCUGGCAUUCAGCGGUUUACGAAUGACCGCUCAUGAAUUGGGCCACAUACUGGGCGCUGAACAUGACGGCGAAAAAGAAGAGGAGACACAAGAUUGUCACGCGGCAGCCGGCUACUUGAUGUCAAAAUACGAUGAGUCCAGUACUGUCAGCCUUAAAUGGUCCAACUGCAGCUUAGAAGCCUUUAGAGAAUCACUAAAGAGCUCUUCUGCCGAAUGCUUGCGCAAUCCACCCAACUGGGGUAAGGAUGAAGAACCUCUACGUUCAAUUCUACCAAGCGACGUAGUUGGUCUUCAUUAUCAAUGUCAAGCGUUUGGUUACCGUCGAGCAUGUAUGGGUCCCCAGAAUUGCAAGGCUCUUACGUGCACCACUGACAUCUUCCCAUUUAGUCUUAACUGCGUAACAGUAAGUGUCCCAGCUGCCCAAGGCUCGACCUGCGGCUGUGGUUCCCACUGCAUCAAUGAAGAAUGCGUGAAAAAAUGAAUUCGGCUGAGGCGAUAUAGAGAAUAACAUAUCUAUGUUACUUUAGGUACCAAGAUGAUUUAAAAAUUAUUCACUCACUUUGAUUUUACUCUAAAUAUAAGCAAGCACCAAUACUUAAUCACGAUUUUUCACUUAGCACUUAGAAAGUAAUGGAUUUUUAAAAAAAUGAAUGUACUCAAAGAUUUUGAAUAAAUAUUUAUCCAGUGUGCAUACUCCCUGA